Messenger RNA from Mugil cephalus (flathead mullet), 2417 nucleotides. RefSeq names its product metalloreductase STEAP4-like. The record is from RefSeq and is a predicted model, not a curated record. Gene Ontology annotation, molecular function: ferric-chelate reductase (NADPH) activity; cupric reductase (NADH) activity. Gene Ontology annotation, biological process: copper ion import. Lineage: Eukaryota; Metazoa; Chordata; Actinopteri; Mugiliformes; Mugilidae. Gene Ontology annotation, cellular component: plasma membrane; endosome. Bases 258 to 1700 code for a protein of 480 amino acids. The transcript is spliced from 10 exons.
CUCAAGUCUGAAAAAUCUGGGAGUGAUCAGUUAAGAGCAGUCACAGAGAGUUAGGCUGUACACAGGUGAUCUUCUCACAUUUUCAACAGGGGCUGCUAAUUUGGAGACCUAAUUUUAUAGCGCCUGUCCCAAAUCUGGAUGAAUUAUUCAUUCACAUCACAAUGCAUGCCGUCUAGUGCUGACAAAGGACGUGACGGGGUAUUUAGUUCUUUCUAAACCUCAGGAGAUUUCCUCGCGGUGUGUGUCAGACCGCCGGCAUGUCGUCUGAUGGACAGAGCGGCGUGUCAAAGGAGGUGAUUCCAGAGAGUGUGUCGCUGUGUCCUCUGAGCAUGGCAGAUGCCCCUGAGCAGAAGCAACUGUGCAUCUUUGGGACCGGGGACCUGGGGCGCUCUCUCGGCCAGCGUCUGCUCCAGUGCGGCUACAGGGUGGUGUAUGGCAGCCGCAGACCGCACGGCUGUGGCCCCGUGCCUCCGGGGACUCAGGCGAUGAGCCACGAGGCCGCAGCCCAGACAGCCGCUCUGGUCUUUAUUUGUAUUCACAGAGAAAAUUAUGACUUUCUGGAGACGCUUGCACCUCAGCUGAAGGGAAAGGUGCUGGUGGAUGUCAGCAACAACCUCCGGAAGAAUCUAUACCCAGAGGCCAAUGCAGAAUAUUUGCAAAGGCUAAUCCCUGGAGCUCAUGUUGUGAAAGCUUUUAACACCUUGUCUGCCUGGGCCCUUCAGAAUGGACCCUCUGAUGCCAGUAGACAGGUGUACCUGUGUGGGAACAGUGCUGAGGCAAAGCAGGCAGUAGCAGAUACGGCCACCAAACUGGGAUUCAGUGUUCUGGAUAGAGGGUCUCUGUCUGCGGCCAGAGAGCUGGAGGAGUUCCCCCUGCAGCUGUUCCCAGAGUGGAGGGUGCCCCUACUCCUGGCCACCGGCCUCACCGCCUUCUUCUUCCUCUAUCUGGUCAUCAGAGAUGUCGUCUAUUCGUACGUCGAAAAGGAGAAAGACGUCUCCUUCAGAAUCAUGGUGUCGCUGGCCAACAAGGUGUUCCCCAUUGUGUCCCUCAUUAUGCUGUCUCUGUGUUACCUGCCCGGCGUCAUCGCAGCCAUCCUCCAGCUCUACAGAGGAACCAAAUACAAGCGUUUCCCCGACUGGCUGGAUCGCUGGAUGCUCUGCAGGAAACAAAUGGGACUAGUGGCACUUGCCUUCGCAUCCCUGCAUGUGCUGUACACACUCAUCAUUCCCAUAAGAUAUUACGUGAGAUUCAGGCUUUCAGAAAUGACAGUCUCUCAGAUCAGGGAGAACCAAACGUCAAAGUUUGACACAACCAUGGCCUGGCGCGUUGACUCUUACUACUCCAUGGGUGUUCUGGGAUUUGGCCUGUACCUUCUGUUGGGAAUAUCAUCUCUCCCCUCCGUCAGCAACGCUCUCAGCUGGAGAGAGUUCAGCUUCAUACAGUCCAAGCUGGGCUACCUGACGCUGUUCUUCUGCACCUUUCACACCUACCUGUACGGCUGGAACAAGUUCCUUUCGCCCUCGUCCUACAAGUGGUACACUCCUCCGGCCUACAUGUUCUCCCUGGUGCUGCCGUCUGCGGUGCUUGUGCUCAGGCUGCUGCUCCUCCUGCCGUGCGUGGACCGCAGCCUCACCCGCAUUCGACAGGGAUGGGAGAGGACUGACCCAGAGGCAGACAGCAAGAAACCCCUGCUGACAUAGGACUGGCUGUCAGUGACGCUAAUGAAAUGAAAGCCAUGAGCUGAAAUGUGUCAGUCUCAUAAAGAUGCUCCAUAUGCUAGAAGGUUUUAAUCACCUUUGGCAGAUAUGCAAAUCCUCCUACACAGCACGGGACUAUCACAGUUACAGGUAGAAAUGCAAAAAAGGGUUCAAAGAAAAUAUACACAAUGACAUAAUGGUGACUUAUCUUCCAAAAGCUCUAUGAAAUAUAUUAUUAUACCACAGAAGAAGUAGUAGUAGUAGUAAUCUAUUUAUACAGUACAAUUGUACAAUUUUUUUUAAGCAUGGCAUAUACAUUAUAUAGCACGUUGAAAGAGCUGUUCUCCAUUUUAAGCACCAUGCACUACACCAUCCAUCUGCUGUUACAGAACAGCUGACUGUGGCAACUGUUUGACUAAAUAUAUUUUCUCCAACCAUAAAUUGUAGUGUUUCAUUAGCCUAAUAGCCUAAUUGCCAAGUAAUUUUUCGACUGACUGUUACAAUGUCAAUAAAAAUAACAAUGUGCUUGCUAAAAAUGGUGUUGUUUCUUGUUUUUCCAAAUAUGACUUAGGCAAUUAUGCUAUUAGGCUAGAUUUAUUUACUUUGAAACAGUUUUUUUUUCUCAUGGAUUUAGUUAUCUGCUCUUAUUUAAUACUUCCUUAUUUUUGUCACAGUGAAACAGUCAAUACAAUACAAAACAGACUUCAGAAUGACUCUGAA